AGCAACAACAGCAGCAGCAGCAACAGCAGCAGCAACAACAACAGCAAAAGCAACAACAGCAAAAGCAACAACAGCAAAAGCAACAACAACAAAAGCAACAACAACAAAGACAACAGCAACAACAACAAGCAUCUAAUUUAUUACAAUAUCAACAACAACCAGUAUAUCGACCACAGGCGAUAACAGGUCAGCAACAGAGCUCGUACGCAACAGCCCCUCAGUAUAUCCACCGGCCUUCAAAUAAACAAGAAAUGCAGUAUCCAUCGCAAUGCUACCCUACACCUUCCCGAUCCAUCCAGCCUAACGACUUCUCUAGAGCUAGUGUCAGUUCAGUAAUGGCUUUUGCCAGCAAUCAUAGCCCAGCACACAUCCAUGCGGUUUCCACCACCAGUUAUCUUCAGCAAACCCCGAAUAAUCCAGUUCAAUCGGUACCAUCUUCCAGCCAUCCGCGAUGUCAGUUCCCCAUCAAUAACGGCAUUUAUAAUGCUACGUUACAUCAUACCAAUAGCCCUUUGCCACAUUACCCUGAUCAACCCUCUGCUCCUAUCGUCCACCAUGUUCAGUUGCAGAUCCCAGCUGCCCAGUCUACUCGACCAUCUUUCUCCACGGCACAGACUACUGUCCGUCAGCAAACAGUGGUGCAUCCAGGUCAACAAGCACUUCGUCAUGCUCUAACCAGUUCACCGGGAACCUCAGUCCGUCCUCAUCAAAUAAUUCAACAGCGCCCUGGAUAUGUAGUUAUCCGGCCACAGCCGUCCAAUAGUCUGAGCCCAGGCUGUAUACUUCCAACAUCUCCUCGUGUGGCGCUCAGUUCGCAACCCGUGGGGAUCACUUUGCCGACUACAUCUACGGUUGCUGUUGCGACUUCGUCAGCCAUGCGUCUUCCUCCGCCUUAUCCAAGGCAGCAGACUUCAAGCGCACCAAAUCAGUCUACUACGCAGAAACGACUUUUAACAGCCGAAGAAGGAGUACCAGAGGUAUGCCAACCUCCUCGUAAAAUAGCCCGUGCUGAAGAAGAAGUUGCUGCCUCUGCCUCGAAGCCCAGUGGAGACUGUGAAGUGCGAAUUGUUCCAAAGAAACAGACAGGUCUACCCGUCAUUCAAAGCGUAGAAGGUGGAAUUAACACGGUGCUCAUAAAAGCUAGUUCACAGGUCAUUCAGACGCCAUCUGUUGCGUCACUGCUGAGUAAUCCCAAUAUAACGGUCACACCGGCAAAAAAUAAAGAAAAUCAAGUUGCAUCUGAAAUCAUUGCAAGUUUGAAAGCUACAAGCGCCCCCACGUCAACAAUAACUACCAAUACCAGAACGCCUGGUCCCAUCACAGUCGACUUAACGAACACAGCGUCUGCUUCACUGCAACAGCGUAACCCUUUGCAAUGUCAAGUUUGCAACGAAACCUUCAGCUCUCAGUCGCUACUUAAAAACCAUUUGGUGCUUCAUCUAAGAAAGGUGCGUCCCGCCACAGUCCGACCAACGAUUAGUGCGCCAGUUGCCCGGAGUUCGGUCUCCAAUCAAACGUUGGAAGUAAAUUCAUCUACGUCUCGUACGUACCCAAGUAGCCAGAGAGGACGAACUGGUGAAUCCACAACCCUUAGCACGUCCGGUUGUGUUUCAGCGGUCAAUAGUUCUGCAACCAGUAAGCAAGGGCCACAUCCACCUGUCGCCACACGAUCAAACACAGAUGGUGAAACGAAUAGCUUAGCGGUUGUCAUGAAAUCGGUUUCUAAUCAAGUAUUAGCAGUCGAUUCGUUCACAUCUCGCACCAAAACUCUUUGUAGUCCUAGUGGGCAAACUCCUUGCGUGACAACAGCCAGCACAUCUGGUUAUGCUUCCAUAAAUAAUAAGCUGGUCAUCGGUAGGCAGGGGCCUCAUUCUCUUGCCAUCGCCAAAACAACCACGACUACUGACGAUGUACACAGUGAGCAAUCCAAAAGCGGAGAAAUAUUAGGAUCAUGCCGACUAAAUCGACCAGCUAAUGUUACGCCUAAUUGUGCAAGCUCACCCGUUCAAUCUUCCACCAUUAACGAGCCGAAUUUACUUCCGAUGGAUAAAGCAACUUCAUCAAACGAAUUUUAUAUUCCCAUCGUGGACUUAAAACGCCAAGAUGUUAUGACUCAGCUCGAAUUAAUGGGAAUUAAUCAAUUUAUCCCCGCAUCUAAUUUAACAUCUUCAACCGAUCACAGUGAUUUCGCUAUACCUGUUAUGUCAGCGACCGCGGUGCGACGGGCAGGGACGACUGGUUUCCCUAACUUGAGUGGAGUAAUUAAUCUUGGAUCCCCGAAAAUGUUUCCUUUUAAUUCAAAGUAAUAAUCUCGCAGCAGUUCUACUUACAAAAUUCCUGUGUUAGCAUAUUUCAUCUUAUGACCAAAAUAUAUCUUAUAAAACGCAGAA
Daphnia magna is the source of this 2390-nucleotide messenger RNA. RefSeq names its product mucin-16. Lineage: Eukaryota; Metazoa; Arthropoda; Branchiopoda; Diplostraca; Daphniidae. The transcript has 4 exons. The record is from RefSeq and is a predicted model, not a curated record. The coding region runs from base 252 to 2306 and encodes 684 amino acids.